This is a messenger RNA of Ipomoea nil (Japanese morning glory), 6406 nucleotides long. RefSeq lists its product as uncharacterized. The record is from RefSeq and is a predicted model, not a curated record. Lineage: Eukaryota; Viridiplantae; Streptophyta; Magnoliopsida; Solanales; Convolvulaceae. Gene Ontology annotation, molecular function: zinc ion binding. Bases 486 to 5513 code for a protein of 1675 amino acids. The transcript is spliced from 13 exons.
CGGCUGCUAUUCUGCUAAACUAGAAACCGGACUCUCUCUCUCUCUUCUCCCAGGUUUCUGUCCCUCUCUACUCUGAGUCUCAGCUCUGAGCUUCAGAGAUCGCAAAAGGCGAUUGCAGUUCAAAUUUGUUCUUCUUUAAAGGCCGUCUGAAAAAUAACUUAAGUUCUUUCCAGUACAAUACAGAAUUGUUUUCUUACUUACAAGGUAUAUAUAUAAAUUAUUUAGAUUGGUUGGUGACGGUGAAUUCCAUUCCCGAUCCAGGUGGGGUGCGUAGAAAUGUUUAUCUGCUUUUUUGUUAGGAUUUGAAUUCGAAGAGUGUGCGGGUGAAAUUUUGGUGUGUGUAUAGAUACAGUUAGUUGCUGGUGAAAUAAACAGCGGCUUUUGAUGAGGGUUUGAAGAAGGAGCUUGGGGUUUUUUUAGUUGUAUUUUUGAAGAUUUUUGUAGGGAACAGAGAUGGAAGGAAGGGGGUAGGUGUUAGAAGAGAGAUGGAAGAAUCUGAGCUUGAAGAAGGGGAGGCUUGCUUUUAUGAGAAUAAUGGCGGUGACGAAAAUUCAUUCGUUGACCCUGAUGCUCUCACCCACAUUGAAGAAAAAAUCCAAGAUGUUUUAGGGCAUUUUCGAAAAGAUUUCGAAGGUGGUGUUUCUGCUGAGAAUCUCGGGUCAAAAUUUGGGGGGUAUGGUUCAUUUUUACCCCCUUAUCAGAGUUCACCUUCUUGGUCUAAUCCAAGGACUACGCCAGAUGUCCCGAACAAUAACAUACUAAGAUCCCCCAAAAAUCUGAACCUUGAGGUUGGUAGGCAAAAUUCAUUAGUUUCAUCUAGCACUUCUCUGUCAGCAAGACUUGGUGCAGCUCCCACAAAUUCUGUACUUGUACCUGCAACCAGGGCUUCUAUUGCAAAUGUAGAUGCCAAAAUUGGGACACAUCCCGCACGGGCUGAAGAAUCUACUUUAAUAUGUAAAAAUCCUAAAAAGCGUGCAAGUUCUUCUGAUCAGAAAUGUCUGAAGGUGCGCAUCAAAGUUGGAUCUGAAAAUUUGUCAACUCAAAAGAAUGCUGAAAUCUAUAGUGGACUCGGCCUUGAUGUUUCUCCAUCAUCAUCGUUGGAUGAUAGCCAUGACGAUAGUGAAGGGUUAACUCGUGACCCAUGGGAUGCCUCAGAUGAAUCCCCUACAAGCAUCAUUCAGAUUAUGACCUCAGUUCCAUUUCAUGGUGGCUUGUUGUUAUCUCCUCUAUCUGAUGAUUUGAUUCUUUUGACGGAAAAAGAUAGUCUUCAGGGAAAUAGUGUAUGUAAACCCCUGAGCAAGGCCUUCAUAGAAACUUCUGGGGUGAUGUUAAAUGGCUCUGGUUACACAGUGGGUAAUGGGAAAAUCUUGGAAGAGAGGAAGUUGAAGUCAUUUGAGAAAAAUGCUAAUUGUAAUGACAAUGGCAUUCAGGAUUCUGUAGGUUUACCAUCAAAGAAGGAAAUUGAUGUUGGUAUUUUGAGUUGUGAAGAUCUCAUUUCUAAGACUUUGAAACUCCCCCUUUUGAUGAGCUCAUGUACAACUGUUUCUGAUCCUAUUAAGCACUCCAAGCCAGUUGAUAGUCUGAGAACUGAUCUUCAUUGUAUGGUGAAGGAAGAGAGCUUGGAUGGUGCCCCCAAGGAUGUUUUUCAGCCCAUUUCUGGUAUGGAGACUGACCGAACUGAAAAGUCUAAUCGAAAGGGUAAUUCAUGUGGAGGGGCUUGGGAAAGUAAAAAAUCAAAUCGUUUUGACAACAGCACAGGGUACUCAAAUAAAGAGGGCAACUAUGGAGUACAAGCUGAUGUUUCAGCCAAUGCUCGGCAGAACAAAGACAGAAAGGCUCUUAAUACUGAUUUCCUUGGUAUACCAGAGCUAUCUGGUUGUUGGAAGGUUGCCUUAAACAAUGAGGAUGACUUGAAACUGGCUAAUGGGAAGGAACAGGUUACAUCUGGAGGCAAAAAGAAACUUCGAGGAAGUCAGGUUCAUGAUGCUGAUGGUGGGAAGGUGUUAAAUGAUGGUUUUGUAACUGAUUCUUCUUUGACACACAAGCGUAAAAAGAGCUCUUCUAGCAACACCAGUACAUCUACACAUGAUUCAGACGAUUUCAAGAACCAUAUAAGAGCUAAAAGUACUUAUAGGGAGUUAUUUGGGGACCUGGAAGUUGAAGCAGAAGAUGAAAUUGGUCUUGGGAAAAUGCAUAAAUUGGAAAUGCCCAACGAUUCUGGUGAUAUUGGGAAGACAACCCUGGUAGAGUACAAUGACACAGUGAAGGAAAGAUCUAAUGCUUCAAAGAUUGAGAAGUCAUUUGCAUCAGCGGAGCAGCCUAGGUUAGCUUCAGACAUGAAUGCUCCCUGUGGAAAUGUGACCAAUCUUACUUUUGGUCCAAGUGAUCCAACAGCAGAGGCUCCUGUACUUAAAGAAGAUUGGGUAAUGUGUGACAAGUGUCAGACAUGGCGUUUACUUCCAUUUGGUAUUGAUCCUCGGAGUCUACCCAAGAAGUGGCAUUGCAGGAUGCUUGACUGGCUGCCUGGGAUGAACCAUUGUGGUAUUAGUGAGGAAGAGACAACUAAGGCUUUGAGAUCCCUCCACCAGUUCCAUCCUGCUGCCACAACUGCCUCUACUUUUGAGACUGAAAACAAUGAUCACCAAAAUCCUGGUGGGAAUCUUUUAGGAGUAGCUUCAGUUGAUGAUUUGCAUUCAAAUCAUAUGCACGUUACAGAUGCUAGUGGAAAGAAGAAACAUGGGUCAAAAGUUUUGCCGAAUGAAAACAAACAGGAUUGCCCUACACAGUUUUCUGACAAAACAAAUGAGAAUUUUCAAGCGAUCCAAAAUAAUAACAGUUUAAACAACACCAUCCAAUCUUCAGUUGAUGAAAAUAGGUAUCAUAAGUACUCAGGCCAAUCUAAUACCUCAAUGAUGGAGAAGGGAAGACAAAAACAGAAAGAGAGGAAAAAGUUGCUGAACAACCACUCUGAUGGAGGUGACAAAAAUGCAAAACUGAGGAAUAAAAACGAGAAAAAUUUAGAGAGUUCUACAGCCUCCAAGAAGAUGAAAAGAGAUGAUUUAAAUUAUAAUGAUGAAAAUUGGAUAGUUGACAUUGCUGGGGAAAAAACAACACGUAGCUCAAGCAACAGUUUGUCACGAAGUGCAUUCGUGAAGGAUCAAAAUAAAAAUAAAUAUAAGGAUUCAAAUAUUGAUGAAAAGAAAAGUGUGGUUCCAGAUAGAAGCCCACAGAUUCAUCUUCCAUUGAGUUCAAGUGAUGGUUCUGUGCAUGUGGGGAAGUGUGACAUUAAAGACUCAUUCAAGAAGAGGAAAGAGAAUGAGUGCCAGUAUGCAGAGACCUGUAAUAAAAUGUUUCCUGGUGUAGGAUGUAAUUCCCGAGAUACUACUGAUUUAGUGGAAGAAAUGUGUGAAAAUGACCAAAGGAAAGGAAAGAAAGGAAGGAAAUCCCACUCUGUGAUGAAAGAUUCAAGUGGAAAGAAAUCCAAUGAAGGAAAUGGUGAAAGGGGUAGAAGUAAGGAGCAGCAGCAAGUAGUAGGGCAGCACCUGGAUGGCACCAUGUCUCAGCAGAGCUUAGAUGCUAUGGGUUCUUUAAAAAGGGGCUUGAGGCCUAUGGGAACUUUGCAGCCCUCUCCGGCUGCCACCUCAAGUUCUUCUGAAUUUUCUGGCUUACAGAAAAACAAAACCAGUCUCCAGGAACUAAGGGCUUCUCCUGUGGAAUCAGUGUCUUCAUCUCCUCUUAGAAUUCCUACAUCAGAUAAGUUUGUCUCUACAAUGAGCCUUGACAGAAAAGAUGAUUGUCAGGAUGCUGGACUUUUCUCUGUGCUUAGUCCACGAAGAUCUUCAGAUGGGGAAGAUGAUGGGAGCAGAUAUCAAUAUCAGAUUCUUAAGAAGGAUCAAAAUCUUGAUGUGAGGCAUCAAGGGUCCUUUUCGGGUCAUAUGCCAUGUGCUAAAUUGAGCCAAUACACCCUACAUUCUCCUGAUACUGCAAAUCCUCGUGAUGCUGCUGUACGUACAGAUCCCUUACCUCAGGGUGACCACUAUGCUUUUAAGGCACAGAAUUUGGAGAAAGACCUGGAUGAUAAGGACGGAAGGAAUGGCCAUCACCAUAAUAACAGUGGAAUAGUCUUGAAGUCUGGGAAGGGUUCCUCUUCAAGGCCUAAAGACAGGAGCCAGAGUUAUAGGUCUGAUUAUGACAAAGGUACUGACAAUGAAUCUUCUGGUCAAAUAGCUUACUCUGGCAAAAAAUUAAAAGCAGGACAAAACAAAUUUCAGGACACGGACAGGAGUGGUAUUGGUUCAGAUAAGAUUGAGAAGAAACCCAUUCCUGAGAAGGAUCCUUCAAGAAAGUCGUUGAACAAGGUUGUUAAGGCAUUGUGUCGCUCAAAAUGUACUGACAAUAAUUGUACUGAUGUUAGAAUGGAUGGUUCUGAGAAGCAGGCUUUGCUUUCAGAUAGUGAUGAUGGAAGGUUGACUAAGAAGCCUUUUUCUGACAAAGAAGAAGGAAUUGCAAGCUCUGGGAGAGGGAAACCACUUCCAGUAUUAGCAGAUAGUGGUAAAAUUGGGCUAACAGCAGGUUUACAUCCAGUUUCUGGAUCUCAAAAAGAUGCAGCAAAUUUGUUGUCGGUUGAUACUUUUGAGGGGGAUGCUUCAAAGGCUAAACAAGGUAAGGAAGAUCAUAGCCAGAGUAGGGACCAACCUACUAGUUUGCAGCACAACAGUCCAAAUAUUCGCAAGUUCCGAGAUCUUGAUGCUCCCAGUCCUGCUCGAAGAGAGCCCUCCAGUCAAGCUGCUACAAAUGCUGUAAAAGAAGCUACAAACCUGAAACACCUUGCUGAUCGCCAAAAGAAUUCUGGAUCCAGUGAAAGCACUAGUCUUUAUUUCCAAGCUGCUUUAAAAUUUCUCCAUGGAGCCUCUUUAUUUGAAUCAUGCAAUACCGAUAGCAUGAAGCACAAUGAGAUGACUCAAUCGAGACAAAUUUACAGCAGUACUGCAAAACUCUGCGAAUUUUGUGCUCAUGAAUAUGAAAGAUCCAAGGACAUGGCUGCUGCUGCUCUUGCCUAUAAAUGCAUGGAGGUUGCAUAUAUGCGUGUAAUUUAUUUCUCACAUACCAGUGCAAACAGAUACAGAAAUGAAUUACAAGCAGCUUUGCAAAUCUUUCCACCAGGUGAAUCCCCACCCUCUUCUGCCUCUGAUGUUGAUAAUUUAAACAAUCCAUUGGCUGUAGACAAGGUUGCCUCGGCUAAAGGUGUUGGUUCUCCACAAGUCACAGUAACGCAAGUUAUUACAGCAAGAAAUCGUUCCAACUUCAUGCGGCUUCUCAAUUUUGCCCAGGAAGUUAGUCUUGCAAUGGAUGCCUCCAGAAAAUCAAGAGCUGCUUUUGCAGCUGCUAAUCCAAGAAAAGGAGAGGCUCUGUGCAAAGAGGCUAUGUUAUCUGUUAGAAAGGCCCUGGAUUUCAACUUCCAGGAUGUGGAUGGAUUUCUGCGUCUUGUACGCAUCGCAAUGGAAGCAAUAUAGCGCUGAAAUGUAAGCAUGCAAAACAUGUUUUUGCUCCACUCUGUUGAUACAGUGGACGCAGAUAGGCUGGAUCAUUUAGAAAGAGAUUUACCAGGAUGACUGAAAUUCCAAUAUGAGACCCAUCUAUUUUUGACCCUGUAUGUAUAGCCAUAGCUGAAUUCUAGUUGAGAUAUUCUUUAAUGCCUCGGGUUUCUUCUAAAUAAGGAUCUUAGAUCCAAGAGGUAGUGGUUUGAUACCUGACAGAAACCCAUAACAUAGCGAACUCAUUAUUUGAUUACUGAUCCUGGUAACCCGUUUCUCCAACCAUGAGUCAUGAGCAUCAGGAUUGACUUUUAGGCUCUCAGGUCAUUUGUACAGUUUAUGCUUUGCAAUUGAGCUCUUGAUAGAUUGUUGUUUACAUAAAGGCGGAAGAAUGACUAAAUACAUACAGCUCUAAAAUGCAAGACCAGCAGUUGUUCUGGUGUAUGGCUUUGCUAGUUUGCUUCAAUAGGGUGGUUGUACAGAUGGUCUGCUCUCCAGACCAAAGUCCUUUGCGUACAGGAAGACAACAAUUGCAGCCACCACUGUCAUGUUCCAAAGAAGGGUAUGUGAUGGCAAAAAUUUUGUUUCCAGAGUUCCCCUCCCAGUUGGACAAAUUGGUACAGCUGUUCUCCAUUUUUUUAACCUGCUACUGUAAGUAUCAGAAAAUGCUUGUUUUAAUCUAUAUGGUGAAAACUGAAAAGCUAGUUAGAAAUUAGACAGUUAUAAUGUAAGAUGUUUAGUGCUGGAAAUUUUAUCUGUAAUCAAAACUGUGUAUAUGCUUCUCAACUUUAAUGUUAUAAUUCAAAAAUGUGAAAAUUGAUAUUUCACAUCACCUUCCAACUAGAAUGGCAAACUAUUUAGAUUAUGAUUGU